CUCGGCUACUCUGUUUGGAAGGAUGACACAGAGUUUCCGAGGAACUCCGCAAGGAGUUAAUCUUUCCUUUGUAAAUGGUGGCCUGACUGGUGGAGCAGAAGCUUUACACCAAGUUGAAGCCAAAUACCCAGCUUUGCUUUUCAAGCAACAACGUACAGCAUUUGUAGAAAAGAUUUAUGGAAUGAUUCGAGAUAACCUUAAGAAAGAGAUUUCUCCAUUGCUUGGGUUGUGCAUCCAGGUAAUUGAAUCUGUUGGGUAAUAUGAGUCAUUCAUCUGCCCAGGUAAGAAAUACUUCUUUACAUAUUUUUGGUCAAUUCUCAGAUCAUGUCACUGUAGUUAAUAUACAUUAAUGGAUCAAAUUGAUGGUUCUCAUCACACACAUACUCAUUUAGUGUAUGCUAAUGCUUGAAAUGGUGUGUGGCCUUGCUACA
Messenger RNA from Camellia sinensis, 431 nucleotides. NCBI's taxonomy places the organism in Eukaryota, Viridiplantae, Streptophyta, Magnoliopsida, Ericales, Theaceae. The record is from RefSeq and is a predicted model, not a curated record.